Messenger RNA from Alternaria arborescens, 735 nucleotides. RefSeq lists its product as hypothetical. Gene Ontology annotation, biological process: carbohydrate metabolic process. Lineage: Eukaryota; Fungi; Ascomycota; Dothideomycetes; Pleosporales; Pleosporaceae. The coding region runs from base 1 to 735 and encodes 244 amino acids. The transcript is spliced from 4 exons. The record is from RefSeq and is a predicted model, not a curated record. Gene Ontology annotation, molecular function: hydrolase activity, hydrolyzing O-glycosyl compounds.
AUGAAAUGGGCCGAGACUCAACCAGAACGCAACGUUAUGACUCUGGAAAAGGCGGACAAUCUUGUCAAAUGGGCUGUAGCGAACCAGAAGAGUAUCCGCGGCCACACACUGCUGUGGUUGGUAGGGCGUGAUGGCUGGAAGGGCAAGAUCCGCGCAUGGGAUGUGGUCAACGAGGCGAUUGAAAGAGACCAUAUGCGCAGCAAUCCGUUCUACGAUGUCUUGGGAGAUGAGUACAUCAAAGUCGCCUUCGAAGCUGCUCGCGCAGCCGAUCCGGACGCUAAAUUGUACAUUAACGAUUAUAAUCUAGAGGAUGCGACGUACGCAGAACACAAGUUCAUGGUCGCUAAAGUGAAUGAGUGGAAUGGCAAAUGGCAGGCUGGUGGAAGACCUUUGAUUGAUGGAAUUGGAUCCCAGACACACCUUGACGCAGGUCAUGCUUCUGCUGUGGAAGGCGCGCUGAGAUCCUUAGCCGCGGCUAAUGUUGCUGAAGUCGCAAUCACCGAGCUGGAUAUUCAAGGAGCUAACCCGCAAGAAUACCGGGAUGUCUUUAAAUACUGUUAUUGGGUACCUCACUGUGUCGGCGUAACUACAUGGGGUGUCCGUGACAACGAGGCCUUGGGCAAGAACACCCCCGAUGAGACACCUCUUCUUUUCGAUUCGAAUUGGGCCGCAAAGGAUGCCUAUUUCGCAAUCCGAGACUACCUCGCAGAUCUACCUAAGGUAGACCGUACCUGA